This is a messenger RNA of Asterias rubens (European starfish), 3057 nucleotides long. RefSeq lists its product as uncharacterized. The coding region runs from base 603 to 2438 and encodes 611 amino acids. Lineage: Eukaryota; Metazoa; Echinodermata; Asteroidea; Forcipulatida; Asteriidae. Gene Ontology annotation, molecular function: cAMP binding. The record is from RefSeq and is a predicted model, not a curated record. The transcript has 17 exons. Gene Ontology annotation, biological process: spermatogenesis.
UUGAGUUUUGUCAAUUCUAUUGUUGGGCUUGAAUAACAGUGUAGACCUGAUUGCCUGGUGAACAUGUCUCUGUGCUGAAAAUGGAUGAGUUUUAAUUCUAUUGGAGGUUUAAUGUCAGGCCGUACUUCUUACAAUAAAGAGCUGCCUCCCUCCCUGCAUGGUUAUUCUGUGCUGGCAAUGGACGAGUUUUAGAAUGGCUAUAUAGCAGGGGUCAUUCCUCUUGUUGAUUUUUGUCAAACUUGUUGAAGGGUUAUUUUUGGGCUGGACUUCUUACAGAAGAGCACUGAUUGCGUGGUGAUGUUGACUCCGUGUUACUGUUAGGAGUGGAGGAUUUUUUUAAUGGUUUCAUCGGAGUCGUUCCAUGGGAGUUUUGUUUUCAAUUUUAUUGAAGUUAUUGUUUACGCUGGACUUCUUACACCGGAGAACUGCUUGCAUGGUGAUUCUUUCUUCGCUGGAAAUGGAUGAUUUUUAGUUCAUGGUUGCAGUAUUGAAUGAGUUGGUUUACAUUUAUAAAAAAAUCAAGUUCUUGCAACUGACGAGGACUCCAGCUGAAUAAAUUCAACAUAGAGGGCUAGUGUCUGAUCCAUGCCGAAAUAUCAGCCAUGUCUAAAGCAUCACCUAAACCAACCCUGCCCAGCAUUCUCGGCAACCCUACUGCUAGACGGAAAGUUUCCCGCCGUGCUGCUAGGUUAUCCAUGCUUCAGAAGGAAUAUUUACUCUGGAAGAAAUCAUUUCGAAUGGAAAAGGCGAUUGAGCGACUAAAGAGGAUUUCUAAAACGGUGAAGAUUAUUGCUGGAAUAUGUCUUAAUCUCAAAAGGUAUGUGAAGAAGGGUGAAACCCAGCAGUGGUCCCUGAUUGAGAUGCAUCUCAAUCUCAAAGCAGAAAUGGAGAAAAAUGUAGCAUUUGAUCCCGUCAUGUUCUCCAAACUACGAGUAACACGUGGUUCAGAGAAGCUACGAAGCAUUUUGUCUGAGAAGGCAACCGAAAGAACCAGCGGAGAUGUUGAUGUGGUGUUAGCUUUGCUCCGCAAGAACAAGACGUUUACCGAUUACAACAGAGACACUCAGAAAGCACUCGCGAAGGUGAUGGAAUAUCUCAGGUACGAGCCUCGUCGCAUCAUCUUGAAGGAAGGUCAUCUUGCUUCAGGAUUCUAUAUCAUCCUCUCAGGGACGUGUCUUAUUAAUCAGAAGGAGAUUGAUCCAAGAAACAAUGAGACUUUCGUCAGAACUAUUGAUGAGAUUCACAGUGGAGAUUCAUUCGGGAGCAUUGAGCUGCUGAACAACUGCAUGAGAACAGUAAGCGUGGUUUGUAAAGACGAGUGCGAAGUUCUACUUGUUAACAAGGAGGAUUUUGACACGAUUAUCCGAGAGCCACUGGAGAUGGAACGACAAAAUCUGAUUGAGUUUUGUAACAAUCAAAACGUCUUUGAGAAACUCCCAACAAACUUCAACUUCGCUGGAAAUCAUUAUGCGAUCUCAGCAAAGAAUUACAAGCCAGGUGUAGUCAUUACGAGAGACAUCAACGAAAGUGAUUUCAUCUAUGUAGUUAAAUCAGGAAAAUGUCGAGUGAUAUCAGAAGUGAAGGAGGUCAAAGGAAGACCAAAGCCAGUUACGAAGACAACGGAUAAAACAUUCAACGAUGAGGAAUGGAAGAAAGAUGCUCUUCUCAAACGAAGCAUGACCGUUAUUGAAUCGAUGGGCAACAAACGGAAGUGGGCUUCUGACCCUAAGGGCAGACUCUUCCAACGAGGACGGCAGAAAACUUUCUUCAAUCUGACAGGAAUCAAAGAAAGUAAAGCAAUACACCAUCAAGGUCCUCCAUAUUUUCAUCGUGAUUCCAUCAAUCCAGUCAUGUUACCUCAACUGAAGGCAGCAGGUCGACAGCUUAACAUGAUCAAACCUUUGGAUUUUAGCGAGGAGGAUGGAAAGAAAGAGACUUCUCCAGCGAUUCCUAAGACCUUGUUUGAUGAGCAAGAUAUCCUUCAGACUAGACCACAAACUCAAGAACGGCCUUGGUCAGGAAUGUCUACAACAUGGCGCCGAAUGAGCAUGGCGGCAAGUGCUUCCUCUGAAAAAGAGAGACGACGAAAUCCUUUGCUUUAUCUAAAACCAAGUCGAUUAAAGUCUACGUAUGCUGAGGUUGCAAUUCUCAAGGAAGGAGAUGUCUUUGGUAUCGAGACGCUAGUAAAAGUCAACCAAUCAGAGACUCGCCUGAGUCUGUUGAGUGAGGGCGCUGAUUGUAUUGUAAUAUCUAAGAAGUUUUUUGCAACUCAGGCUACAAUGAAAACCAUUCAGAACUCAACGAAAAGUGCAAUUGAAUACCCAUCAGCAGAAUUCACACUAAACCAAAUUCGUCAAGCGAGGGCGUGGUCUUCAUACAAAGACUCCCUCGUUAAAGACGUACAUAGAAAGAAAGCCAAGGCUGAGCUGUGUAGGUGAUGACGUCAUAAAUAUACCAAAGCAAGAAAGUGGCAAUGUUUGGUUAUUUAGGAUUGCUGUCCAGAGAGAUUUGAGUUAACCAUUAUUUAUACGUCUGUAUCGCAGUGCAAUGCUCCAAAAUCAAAGAAUAAUCAAGACCAAACGUGAACAUUAUGUUAAGAAAUAAUCAUUUUUCUUUAAGAAUAAGCCGUGUGCAAACUAUUUUUAAGUAUGUGGUGUUGUCUAUGGGGGAAGCCUUUUUUUUUCUUGUCGUUUCGACUUGUGGUUUCUUAGUUAUAUUUAAUUAAGUUGCAAAGGACAUCAUUAAGAACACCCAGGUAUAAAUUUGUCGGGCACGAGCAUACACCAAACACUUCUGAUAGCAAUAUUGUUUUACUAAAAAUGUAUUAAUCAAAAUAUAUACAUACAUUUUUCAUUUUGUAAAAUUACCGUUCUUUGGUAUAGCAUUAUUUAAACAUUAAACUAAUUAGAAAAAAAAAUAAAAAAUACCUUAAUAAUUUUCGCACAAAAUGGGCACAUUUCAACGCCCAGAAGUAUUUGUACAUAAUAUUUCAAUUCUUGAAUUUGCCAAAUUAUAAUUUUUACAAAUCUUAUAAUUGUAUAAUUGAUCCCAAUAAAA